Sphaeramia orbicularis (orbiculate cardinalfish) is the source of this 1115-nucleotide messenger RNA. Its product is annotated as scavenger receptor cysteine-rich type 1 protein M130-like. Gene Ontology annotation, cellular component: membrane. The record is from RefSeq and is a predicted model, not a curated record. The transcript has 6 exons. The coding region runs from base 1 to 810 and encodes 269 amino acids. Lineage: Eukaryota; Metazoa; Chordata; Actinopteri; Kurtiformes; Apogonidae.
AUGUUCAUAACUGGGAAGACCUGCUCACCUGGACCAGCUGCAGGACUCACCUGUACAGGUGGGGUCAGGUUGGUGGGACAGCCGAGCCGCUGUGCUGGUACUUUGGAGAUCCAACACCAGGGACACUGGAGACCAGUAGGAGACUACUAUAAACUCUGGGACCUGAAGUCUGGAUCUGCUGUGUGUCAGUAUCUGGACUGUGGAUCAGCUGUUUCAGUCGACAGAACAGAUGAUUCUCCACACAGACCUGUGUGGAGGGUCUCAGUUCCUUGUGUAAAGCUGACAUCUGGACCCAGGGACUGUGUUGAACUAUAUGAUCCCUCUAAUCUCUCAUCUGCUGUGGACGUGGUGUGUUCAGAUCUGCUGCCUCAGCCCAACAUCUCCCUGUCUGACGGGGUCUUUGAGGUCUACCGGCAGGGGUUCCGGGUGCUGGUGUUCUCCGACUUCACCGUCACCUGCUCCGUCCGACCGCAGUACCCGGGAGGCUCCUUCCGGCUGAUCUCCGACACCGAGAAGCCCCUGAACCUCACCCUGCCGGCCGUCAAUCACUCCGCCCACUUCCUGUUGUCCUCCAUGGGCUACGCCCACCGAGGGAACUACACAUGUGUUUAUCACGUGGACGUUUAUAACCGCAGCUUCACGUCGUCUCAGAGCCCCGCCCUCUAUCUGACUGUGGGAGACUUGGUGACAAAUCUGAUCAUCAGGGUGGUUGUGGUCCACUUCCUCCUGAUCACAGGGACCAUCUGCCUCUUCUUCUACUGUCGGGCCAGGGGGGGGCGGAGCCGACUGAAGGCACGCAACACACCAUGAGAGACACCGACACAGUCUACGAACACAGUCUACGAACACAGUCUACGACCACAGUCUACGAACACAGACUACGACCACAGUCUACGAACACAGUCUACGAACACAGUCUACGAACACAGUCUACAAACACAGUCUACGUCCACGUCCUCGUCCAUCCUGCAGAAUAGUUGUGUGUGUUGUUUGUGUCCCAGUCCCAGUUCUGGUCCUGGAGUCCUGGUCCGGUCUGAAUGUUCAGUGUGUUUGUGUUUCAGCGGUUCCUGGUUCUUCUUGGACUUGGACUCGUACCUGUUCGGUCCUGGGUUAGG